AUGACACAACUUAAAACGUUACGAAUACCGGAUAUCACGAAAAUAAUGAUGAAUUCAAUUUCAAGAAUAUUAUCCCUUUUAAAUAUAAAUUUAUUUUCACAUUCAAUUCUUACUUAUUUAAUAUGUUAUCUAGUGAUUUGCAAUAUAAAUUCAUUUGGAGUAAAUUGCCAACAAAUAAAUUCUGAUGGAACUAUUUCUAUACCUUUUAUGCAAUGGAUUGAUUUGAGAAGUAAAUUGUCUGGUACUCCUCCUCCUGGAUUGAAAGAUUUCGCUUUUGGAUAUUCUAAAGAAAGAAAUUUAGCAAUAAUUUUCGGUGGAACAACACCAAGUGGAGGUAAAUCCGGAAUAACAUAUUUAAUUGAUUUCACUGAAAAUGCAUGGAAGAGACCUGUCGAUUAUGGAUUACCAACAUCCAAUCAACUAAGUCCGGAAGCAAGGUCAAAUAUGAUGUUUGGAGUUGAUAAAUCUUCAUCUUAUCGGAACGCGUUUAUUAUUGCUUGUGGUGUAGGAUCUGGAAAUAUGCUUUAUAAUGAUGUUUGGGCAUUUGAUUUUAAUUAUAAACAAUGGACUAAAGUUGAAAAUGUUACCGGAGAAAUUCCGCCUAUGUAUGGUAGUUUUGGUGGAAUUGAUGGUACAUUAGCAACGUCAUCUCAAACUGAAGAAAAAAAUACACUAUGGGCAAGUCAUGGAACAAAUGGAACCCAUUUUUUUACUGAUCUUUAUGCUCUAGUUUUAACUGGAACUUUAAUACCAAAUUUGAUGAGCCUUUCUGCCACCUGGUAUAAAGUUCCUGUUGAAGGAGAAAUUCCUUCGGGGCGUAAUUCUGUUGCAGGUACAAUAUUACCAAAUAAAAGACUGGUAAUGUAUGGUGGAUGUGACAAUCUCGAAGAAAAGUGUGCAACAUCUGAUACUUAUACUUUGAGUUUGGGAAGUAAUUAUCUCAAUGGACAAAUUCCAACUAGUGCAACACCUUUAUGGAGCAAAAAGAAUUAUUGUUUGGGUUCAAGAUCAGGAGCUGCUAUUUCCAUGAACAGUAAUCCUGCUAUAACUUAUCCAAAUCAAGCGAUUGUUUAUGGUGGAAGUUCACCCGAAGGAAAAUCUGUUGGACCUAAUGGUGAAAUCGGUGUUUUAGAUGCGGAUUUGGGGAAUUGGGUUCGUGUUCUUCCGCAAAAAGAUCCUGAUUCCGGAUUUCCACCUCAAAGAGCGGGAGCUCAAUUGAUUCCAAUUCCAUCACCGAUUGGUGCAAUCGGAAUUGCGGCUACAGAUAUUUUAUUAUUCGGAGGAGAAGGUUUAGAUGGAAACAAAUCCAAUUUAAAUGAUAUUUGGUUAUUGAGAUUAUACACAAAUUCUACUUCAGGAGAUACAGCGAAAUCGACAACCAAUCCUCAAAUCACAUCGAUGGAAUUUCUUUCAUGUAUUCAAGACGCUAAAAAACCUAAUUCCGGAGGGGAACCCGGUACUGGAACUGAUAAUAAUAAAUCAGGUGAUUCGUAUGAUUUCUCAAAGGCGAAAACUCCAAAAGGUCAUGUGAACUUUUCAACAUUAAGUUAUGCAUUUUUACCAUUAGCGGCAUCGGUUAUAAGGUUUGGAUAUGGAUCUCAUCAGAAAUUUACAAUAGCAAUGCUAUACACAAUAUUUAUAGCAGCUUCUUAUACAGCAGCAUUUUAUGGUUUUGCAAUAGCAUUUCAAGACAUUCCAAAAACAACCGGUCAUUUUGUUACAUCGCAUGGAAAAGGAAAAUUAGCAAGAUGUCUUAAUUGGCGAAAUUCCGAAUCAAAUUCAAAGUCGGUUAAAUCAUUUGAAGUUUCUAGACCAGGAAAUCGAUUGGUAUCGGGAGAAGUAACAUCAACGGUUAAACCUUCUAAUAAUUGGAUGGAAGCAAGAAAAGGUGUUACAAUGGCUGAAAGUCAUCCAACAAUGUCUUCACAAGGGUCAAGAAACGAUAGUUUACAAAAUGGUACAACCUCAACAAUAACAUCACUAAGUUCUGGUAUGUCGAAUUCAAGUAAAAGAGGAUUAGACGUGCGACCAACCCCAUCAAAUAUAAUAACUUCAAAUCAAUUACAUCCAACAUCAUCAUCAUCAUUUGCAAUAAAAACAAAACAUGCUCAUCAUAUACUCGCACAAUUGUUUUUAGUUUUGACGGCGAUAUAUAUUGGAAUGUCAUUAUAUAAAACGAGAGUCGUAGACUCAUUAUAUUUUUAUGCAUUUAUUGGAUUUAUAGCAAUCAUUUAUUUAAUUUGGAUUACUGCAGCUUGGUAUGGAUAUCCAAAAGGUAGAAACAGUUUACUUGUAUUAGUAAUGCAGAAGAUUGCUUGCGGGAAAGGUGAAAGUAACGAAAUGGAAAAAUAUGAUUUUGAAGAUGGUUAUGAUCAUAAUGGUGGUGGUGCUGCUACAAUUCUGACAACACAAUCUCCUUCUGAUAGGAUGAGAAAUGUUAGAAGUGAAGAAGAUGAUGAUAUGGAUGAAGCAGCUGAACAAGCUCAAUUAGAACAAGAUAUGUAUAAUAGAGAAGUUGUUGUAAUGACUAUACCUAAAAGACGAUUAACUGUUGUAAAUGCAUAG
Molecule: messenger RNA, 2565 nt
Organism: Funneliformis geosporum
Lineage: Eukaryota; Fungi; Glomeromycota; Glomeromycetes; Glomerales; Glomeraceae
Source: the annotation of a GenBank genome assembly